AUGACUUUUAUGUUGUUGACAUGCCAAAAUAAUCGUCAAUUUAAUCCAUUUGAUUCUGAAUUUAUUCGAAUAUAUCGUGCUAAACCAUUACAUAAUCUUAAUUUAUUCUUUUUUGGUUUUAAUAAUGAAAAUGAUUUACAACAUUUACACACUUUAACUAAUGAACAUGGUUAUUUUUUUAAUGCUUUUGUAAUAACUAGUGAAAAUGGAAAAGAUGCAAGUGUAUAUUUUGUAGCACCAACAAUGGGUCAAUCAGUUCCAUUAGCUUGGACACAAAAUGCCCAAUUAGCUAUUGCUCAUAUGUUAAGUGGUUUAUUUCAAUCAGCAUUGUGUUUAUUACAGGAUCAAGUUGGAACUGUUUGUUUUGAUAAAUAUAAACAAUUGUUCGUUGAAAUAUAUUCACGUCCACAUGCAGCUUUUACAACACUUCCAUUAUUACCGGUAUUAUAUACAUAUCGAUUAAGAAAUUGGUUUGUAUUCUUUUGUUUGUCUAGUAAAUGUUUUUAA
Rotaria sp. Silwood2 is the source of this 507-nucleotide messenger RNA. The record is from the annotation of a GenBank genome assembly. Lineage: Eukaryota; Metazoa; Rotifera; Eurotatoria; Philodinida; Philodinidae.